Sander lucioperca (pikeperch) is the source of this 1740-nucleotide messenger RNA. RefSeq names its product claudin k (gene cldnk). Gene Ontology annotation, biological process: cell adhesion; bicellular tight junction assembly. Gene Ontology annotation, cellular component: bicellular tight junction; plasma membrane. Bases 836 to 1483 code for a protein of 215 amino acids. The transcript has 2 exons. The record is from RefSeq and is a predicted model, not a curated record. Gene Ontology annotation, molecular function: structural molecule activity. NCBI's taxonomy places the organism in Eukaryota, Metazoa, Chordata, Actinopteri, Perciformes, Percidae.
CCAUAUGAAAAACAACAAUGAACCACAUUUUCCCUGUCAGAACAGUGAACAAGAGGUUGCAUAAGGACUGACUCCCUACACUCCAAAACUUCAAUGAAACCCAUAAACAGAUUGAAAAAAAAGAGGAGGGUAGAAGAAAAGAGAAGACUCUCAUAAAUGAACAAGCGAGUCAAAGUCGAAAAAGAAGAGAAAAUGGGUGGCCGAGUUGGAUGGAUGUGAGGGGCUGCAGGGUUGGGACAGAGGUUGACGAGGAGCAGGGAGGGAGGGCACACGAAACAGCAGGGCAUUGUGCUCGUACACCAGGCACUGGGAGACACACUCAAACACAUUCACUCAUUCACACACUGACACGGCCGUGCACACAAGCGCAUGCUUCUGCCCACUGCCACACAGACUUGUGCUGGCAUCUCGGAGGGCAGCCCCAUCUCCAGUCCAGUCCUGGGUGUCGAAACUGAUCGACCCUCUCUACUUCAGUUCACCUGACCUCCGAGAUAGAGCCUCUCCAGCGCUUCAGCCUUCCUGUGGACUGAACUGAAUUCUCAGGGCCGUCAUUCACAACUCCAGGCAUCCCAACUGAUCUACACUAGCAAAGACCAGUAACACUAUCCUGUGGACCAAGGAGAGCAGCGAGAGAACUUUUUUGAGGAUACCUGUCAUUGUCUGACCCAAGCUGAGCUCAACGACAUCAUCACCUGAAGACUGAGGAUCCUGCAGUGGAGCGCAAUAUUUCCAGUACUGUAGACUCUUUGUGGGACUAUAAGUUGUCUUUCUGCAACAAACAAAGACUGAAAUAAAACAAAGACAAAUCCAUCUGAUUCAAACAACACCUUUCACCAUGGCAACCACGGGCAUGCAGUUGCUGGGCCUAAUCAUGUCCCUUGUGGGGUGGGUGGGUGGGGCGAUAGUAUGUGCCAUCCCUCUGUGGCGGGUCACUGCCUUCAUCGGUAACAACAUAGUGACGGCUCAGAUCAUUUGGGAAGGCCUUUGGAUGAAUUGCAUUGUGCAGAGCACAGGUCAGAUCCAGUGUAAGGUGUAUGACAGUUUGCUGGCUCUGCCCAGUGACAUGCAGGCUGCCCGAGGCCUCACUGUGUUCUCCAUCCUGAUCUGUGGCCUGGCUCUGUCUCUGGGUGUCCUAGGAGUCAAGUGUACUAAGUGCAUCGGUGUAAACAGCGUCAAGGCCCGUAUUGCUCGCAUCUCGGGCGCCAUUUUUGCCAUUGCAGGGUUCCUCUACCUUGUGCCCGUCUGCUGGACUGCCCACUCCAUCAUCAGGGAUUUCUAUGAUCCACAUGUGGCAGCCCCACACAAGCGUGAGCUUGGCCCUGCCCUUUACAUUGGCUGGGGGGCAUCAGCCUUGCUCCUCAUUGGGGGAUCUCUGCUCUAUGCUGGGUCAAGUCCCCCUGGCAUGCCAGGCUCUCCCACCUUCAGCAGUGGAGAAAGUAGUCCUCGCAGGGCACCUGCCACACAAGUCAAAGGUUAUGUUUAAGUUUCCAAAAUUUUGGAAUGCCUUCAAGUCCCACAAGUACACCCUAAACAAUGACAAACCUGACUCCUCUCCUUUUGAUUUUGCUACUUGUAAUUAUUUUAUAUUUAAUGUUAUUCCAGUUAGCUUUUUUCUCUGAAAAGCUGCAGGAGGCUGUUUGGGAGCAACUGAACUCAUUUUAUUAUUUCAUACCUGAUAUCCUUUAAUAACCUUGUUCUCUGUAAGUGUUAAAUACAAUAAACAUUUUUGUCCUCCAAAUC